UUCGGUGAUUCGUACCCGGAACGUCACAAAGCGUGUCUGAUGUCACUUCCGCUCCAGAAAACAGUUGGUGGUUGUUAUAAUCUAGCUCUGGCAGCAGGCAACGAACGUCAAAAUUUAGGUUGACUGAGCGGGCAACCAUGGCCACCGACAUGAUCGACAACAUCGCCAAGGUUCUGGUGCAGUCCGCCAAGCUGGUGGAGGAUCAGGUGGACGCCGAGUUGACCAAACUCAACGAAAUGGACGAAGACGAUUUUGAGAAAAUGAGGGAACGACGACUGGAGGCGCUGAAGAAAGCCCAGAAACAGAAGCAGGAAUGGUUGUCAAAAGGACACGGAGAGUACCGGGAAAUUCCCAGUGAGAAAGAAUUUUUCGGCGAGGUCAAGGAGAGCAAGAAAGUUGUCUGCCACUUCUACAGAAACUCCACCUUCAGAUGUAAGAUCGUAGACAAACACUUGGCCCUGCUGGCAAAGAAGCACGUCGAGACGAAGUUCAUCAAACUCAACGCGGACAAGGCGCCUUUCCUGGCCGAGCGGCUGCGCAUCAAGGUCAUCCCCACGCUGGCGCUGCUCAUCGACGCCAAGUCAAAGGACUACGUGGUGGGCUUCGGCGACCUGGGGAACACGGACGACUUCAGCACCGAGAUGCUGGAAUGGCGGCUGGGCUGCGCCGACGUUAUCAAUUACAGCGGUAACCUGAUGGAGCCCCCCACAGUCACGCAGAAGCCUCACUCCAGAUUCACCAAGGUGGAGAAAAAGACCAUCAGGGGUCGGGGCUACGACACGGAUUCUGAAGACGACGACUGAGGGAUGCCGAAAACCGUCUCUUUGUUUCUUCUCCCUGGGCUACCUCAUUCACAGCGUCUUUCAUCUGGUCCACUUUUAUUUUAUCGCUGUCCUUUUAUCGUUUGAUCAUUUUUCUUGAGUAAAUCACUUCACAUCAGAGGAUUUCAUCGUGAACUCAACUAUGCCAAUCGUCGUCUAACACGGAUUUGUAGUUAUUCUUAACAUCAGCCCUUUAGCAUUGACACAUGAUGGUGCAAAGGUUUUUUUUUUUUUUUUUUUUUUUUUAGAAAUGUUUUUACAUGAAGCAAGAGUUUGGAAACUGAAUUCAUUAAAAAAAAAGUAUCCAAAACUGGAA
Messenger RNA from Syngnathoides biaculeatus (alligator pipefish), 1137 nucleotides. It is a transcript of the gene txndc9, whose product is annotated as thioredoxin domain containing 9. The transcript has 5 exons. The record is from RefSeq and is a predicted model, not a curated record. Lineage: Eukaryota; Metazoa; Chordata; Actinopteri; Syngnathiformes; Syngnathidae. Bases 138 to 803 code for a protein of 221 amino acids. Gene Ontology annotation, biological process: microtubule cytoskeleton organization. Gene Ontology annotation, cellular component: cytoplasm.